Molecule: messenger RNA, 912 nt
Organism: Macrosiphum euphorbiae (potato aphid)
Lineage: Eukaryota; Metazoa; Arthropoda; Insecta; Hemiptera; Aphididae
Source: the annotation of a GenBank genome assembly
AUGCCCAAAGUUAAAAAGGAGAAGGGUCCUAGUGACUAUGGCAGACAAGGAAUUAUGUUCAAAAAAGAUUUUGGACAACAUAUAUUAAAGAAUCCGCUUAUUAUUCAAGGAAUGGUAGAAAAGUCAGCUUUAUUACCUACAGAUACUGUACUUGAAAUUGGCCCUGGAACAGGAAACUUAACUGUUAAGUUAUUGGAACGUGUUAAGACAGUGAUAGCUUGUGAAAUUGAUGUUAGGUUAGUGGCUGAGUUGAAAAAGCGUGUUAUGAACACUCCUUACCAAAAUAAAUUGCAAAUAAGAGUUGGAGAUGUCCUUAAAUCUGAACUACCAUUUUUCAAUGUACUUGUAGCUAAUAUUCCGUAUCAAAUAUCAUCUCCUCUGGUUUUCAAGAUACUUCUACACAGGCCUUUUUUCCGGUGUGCUGUACUUAUGUUCCAACGAGAAUUCGCAUAUCGUCUUGUGGCCAAGCCUGGAGACAAACUCUACUGCCGUUUAUCAAUCAACACACAGCUAUUAGCUAGAGUUGAUCUUAUAAUGAAAGUUGGAAAAAAUAAUUUUAGACCUCCACCAAAAGUAGAGUCCAAUGUGGUGCGUAUAGAACCUCGUAAUCCACCACCUCCCAUUAACUUCAACGAAUGGGAUGGCUUAACAAGAAUUGCAUUCUCCAGAAAAAAUAAAACAUUAGGUGCAAUUUUUAAACAAAAUGCUGUUGCAGUAACAUUAGAGAAAAAUUAUAGAGUUUAUUGUUCUUUAAAAAAUCAAGAAAUAGAAGACAAUUUUGACAUUAAACAAAAACUGGAUGAUGUAUUAAACAAAAAUGAUUUUUGUGAAAAAAGAGCAAGAAAAAUGGACAUUGAUGAAUUUAUUGAAUUACUACUCGCCUUUCAUAAAGAAGGAAUUCAUUUUCAAUGA